AUGGUGUUCUUUUCGGCCUCAUGCAGGAUGGCCGGUCUCCGAGUUCGCGGAUAUCGCCAGGCGGCGAGUGCUGCUGAGAUCAUGAGUGCUGCUGAGAUCAAGAGAAAGCUUGCGAUAGCGAUAGAGACGGAUCCCAGGGAAGUGUUGAAGAAAGAAGUGGUGAAGGAUCCAGUGCUGAAAGCACCUCUACGAGAGGGUCCUCGACUUCGAUGGGGCCGUGGUUCUUCACGCUCGCGCGCUCGGGCCGAGCGUGAGGCGCGGGAGGCUACAGCCAUGCAGCGCAUGCAGCAAUCCAUUGGCAACUCGCCCAUAGGCCUUUACCCGGUCUACGACAUCCCACGCAACGUCGCCAGCAGCUUCGUGGGGACCAAGGUGCUGCAACCGGCAUCCUUGCGCUAUGCACUGGCGCAGGCACUAGAGACUGUGGCAAGAUAUGUCUUGCAUCCAGGACCAGCACGGAAGGUCAGGAAACUCCAGGGCUUCUAUCCACUGGCAUCCACCAAGAAGAUUCCCCAAACUGCGCUUGACCUGACGGCCUUCACGCAAAACGAGGCCUGUGUGGCUUCGAUCGCUAGUCCCAACAGCACGCAGCGACGCACGCAGAGCACGCAGCGCCAACCGAAGCGAGCGUGCCCGGUUCCGAAUUGGGGCCGCAUCUUCACCAUGAGCGACUUGCUGGUGAAACCGCUGCCGGAGCGAGUAGCGCGCCUGGAAAAGGCGCGUGACAGCAUGAAGCCUUUAGAGAACACAUUCCAGUUUGCCAACAACUGCGAAACUGUCUUCAGAGAGUUUCGUAUCUCCUGCGUCCACUUGCGCCGAGAGCGCGAAGCUUUGGACUCACUUGAGGAGAAGGAUGUGGCCUGGAGGUUUCUGUGCAAGCUGUGUCGAGAAAGGCCCUUCUUGCACGAUCGAGUUCACGAGGUGCUCCAGAUCUUGAUGAUGAGCGAAGUGUGGAUGAAAGCUUUUGCCGAGGAUCCGGAGUGUCAAGUCGAAGACCUACCUCCUGAGAUGCAGAGCGAAUUUAAGCGACGGGCGGAACAGGCCCUAGAUCCAAACGCGAAAGAUGACGGAUACCCGCCAAGAAAGUCAUCACAUCAGGAGUUCAAAGCAAGCGGCACCAUUGCAGUAGUUGUUCAGCGCUGUCUCAAAGCCAGACUCCUGGUCGAUGAAGCAGCGGAUAGCUGGGCAGAGAUCGGUCGAGGGCUUUUCGUGGCCGUUUCCUUCACCAAGAGCGCGACCGAAGAGAAGCUGGGCCCCGCGGCGAGGUUUCUUCUGACGGCGAAGCUGUCCAGAGGAGAGAGUUCCGAGGAGGCGGAGUCAGUGGUGACUUUGUGCCAGAAGGAGUAUCAGGGCAUCCUUGUCCUUCCACAGGCAUCUUUGGUCUCUGACCUCAAGGACACUGAUGUCAGAUACUCCCAGCAGCUGGGGAAGAGCCGGUCACACGUCCUCUACGAUCACUUCGUCCAGACCCUUCACGCGGCUGCUGCCGAGCUCAGCGAGGGCCGAGGGCCGCAGAUCCUGGCAGGUGCGUUUGAUGGACCCCAGGUGAUGGAAAUGUCCUCGGCUGGACCAUUUAUGCAUUCCUUCUCGGUUUAGCAAGCGUAGCAAGAGGCGGCAUUCCAAGUGGAAUCGUUUUGAAGCUGCGAAACCACCUCUUGAGAGGCUCAGUUGAAAGGAACUCCAGAAUAGCAACGACCUUUCCUCUACCUUUCUGUGUUGUGAACUGCGG
This is a messenger RNA of Durusdinium trenchii, 1729 nucleotides long. The record is from the annotation of a GenBank genome assembly. NCBI's taxonomy places the organism in Eukaryota, Dinophyceae, Suessiales, Symbiodiniaceae.